AUGUCGCACCGCGGGGAGACUCUUCACAAAGAUGUGUGCUGCAUCGCCGAUUUGAAGGAUUUGGGGAGCCAGCGGCUCUCUCCUAUGGUCCGAGGUGAGAUUCCUCCCUAUUAUUAUAAUGAAGGUGCCAUGGAUAUGGUUACCUUGCGUGAAAAUGAAACUGCUUUCGAUCGCUAUAAAAUCCGACCGCGAGUCUUGGUCAAUGUCGACAACAUCGAUACAAGUACAGAGAUUCUAGACACCAAGGUCUCUCUCCCCUUCGGCUUCAGCCCCGCCGCCUCCCACAAGCUAGCACACCAGGACGGAGAGCUAGCGACAUCUCGCGCCGCCGCCAAAUUUGGCAUUUGCAUGGGCUUGUCAUCCUAUGCGACAUACUCUCUGGAGGACGUGGCUGCCCAAGGCUUGGGCAAUCCGUAUGUCAUGCAGAUGUGUGUGCUGAAGGAUCGCUCAAUCACAUUGCAGUUGCUAGAGCGCGCAGAAAAGGCUGGGUAUAAGGCCCUUUUCCUAUCGGUGGAUGUGCCCGUGCUGGGUAAGCGGCUGAACGAAUAUCGCAAUGAGUUCUGCAUCCCCGAGGAUAUGGAAUAUCCCAACAUUCUCAGCAGUGGCUCCGAUGUCUCCGAUCGCACUAAUUACGACCCUAGUCUCGACUGGGAGAGUGCGAUCUCCUGGCUCAGGGAGCAUACAUCGAUGAAGAUUUGGCUCAAAGGAGUGUCUUCCCCCGAAGAUGUCGAGCUUGCAAUUCAGUAUGGCAUUGACGGCAUCGUCAUUUCUAAUCACGGCGGCCGCCAACUCGACGGCAUCCCUUCUACACUUGAUGCGCUGAGAGUAUGCGCUCCUGUCGCAAAGGGACGAUUACCAAUCACUAUCGAUGGGGGAAUUCGUCGCGGAUCAGAUAUCUUCAAAGCGCUAGCUCUCGGGGCAAGCUACUGUUUCCUAGGAAGAAUUCCCAUUUGGGGCUUGGCUUGUGAUGGACAAGAAGGAGUCGAGCUGGCGAUCAAGAUAUUACGCCAAGAACUCAAGAUCACAAUGGCGCUAGCUGGGUGCCGCACCAUCGGUGAAAUCCAAAAAUGCUAUCUGUCUGUACUGCGCCCCGACGGCAUUCUUGCCAAGCUGUAA
Molecule: messenger RNA, 1116 nt
Organism: Penicillium cinerascens
Lineage: Eukaryota; Fungi; Ascomycota; Eurotiomycetes; Eurotiales; Aspergillaceae
Product: alpha-hydroxy acid oxidase
Exons: 9
Coding region: 1-1116 (371 amino acids)
Molecular function (GO): FMN binding; oxidoreductase activity
Source: RefSeq, a predicted model, not a curated record